CGUGGCCUUCGGCUUCAUCCUGAUGGGUCUGGAGAAGUUAGUGGAGCUGGAGUUCGAGUGUCCGUGUAAUCCGGUGUGGAACGGACUCUUCUCCUCCGCGUUCUUUAUCAUUCCCGCGGUCAUGGCUCUCGCGCUCAUGAUCAUCAUCCAGGGUUGCAGGUGCGAGUUCUUGUGCACGAGCUUUCUUUCUCUGUCCAGUCUCGUUCCCGCGGUGGUCUGGCUGAUCUUGCUCUUUCUGGACGGUCAGUACUUUGCGUGCGCCAUGACAGACUGGCACGGCAGGUACGUGAUCGUGGAUAAAGCCGCUCCGCAGAAAUGGUGCGAACCCACGCAAGAAGAGCGCGUGCCCCCUCAGGAACUCAUGCUGCGCUCACAGCGGCUGUUUGUCGAGUCUCAGGUUAUUGGCAUAGUGCUUCUUAUUUUCAUCUGUUUUGGACUGGUGGUCUACGUCAUCCGAGAGAGCUGUCAGCAUGAGCUGGAAACUCAAGAUGUCAAUAUGGCAGAGAUGAGUCUGUACAGCACCCGCUGAUACCAUCUAACAUCAUCUACUCAUCACAUCUGCUGUCAGAUAACAACAUAUCAAUUCUGGUCCUCAAAUUCAAUAAAAAAAAACACAAAUGCACAUACAAUGGAAGUCUAAGGACUUUAUAAAUACAUACUGAUGUAAACCUAAUAUCAUGUUAUCAUGAAACUAGAGCUGAUCAAUACUGUAUUGAUUGACAAGGUUUGCAGCCUUUGGAUGAGAAACAACCGAUAUGUGCAAGAAGAGCAUAGAUUGACUGUAAC
This is a messenger RNA of Paramisgurnus dabryanus, 786 nucleotides long. RefSeq lists its product as uncharacterized. Gene Ontology annotation, cellular component: plasma membrane. The record is from RefSeq and is a predicted model, not a curated record. NCBI's taxonomy places the organism in Eukaryota, Metazoa, Chordata, Actinopteri, Cypriniformes, Cobitidae. Gene Ontology annotation, molecular function: monoatomic cation channel activity.